UCAGUUGAUUGUAAAGGGCAGGUAAGUGCUCACUACAGAGCACUGUUUAAAGUCCUGCCCUCAGGGUUGGGGGUUGUUCAGUAGUAGGAAACCGUGGGUGUUUUAAGUGUGAAGUCAAAACCAAGGUGCACCUCUGGAGAGAAAUCUCCCCCCACCCUCCAUCACAUUCAUUAUCAUACUAAACUGAAAGCCGCACAUUGCUAAACUGCCUUCAGUAAACAGCUGGUGUAGCUGGAAGAAAAGAAGGCAGUUGUGGCUUACAGCACUUUGGGUCUUGCUCUCAUCAGUGAGACAAUAGAGAACAAGUAAAAAGACCCUUGAAAAUGCCAUGGAUAUGUCUCCUAACUGCAUUGCUCUUUCUUCUGCACCUCCCGUGCUUCCCUGGCCAGAACGGUGGAGAAAAUGAAGAGUCAACAGACAUUAUCAGUGUUCACGAAGGAGAAACCAUCAGCAUAACUUGUUCAAUUAAAGGUUCAGAAAAUGAAGUGGGAACAUACUUGACAACUAGCAUACAGCCUGUCAAUGUGGUAUAUGUUUCCAAGCAGAAUACUUCAUAUAUCCUUCCUGCUUUGGCUAACCGCACCAAGUACUCAAAGGAAGGAAGCAAUCUCAGGAUAACUCUGCACAAUGUACAGGAAUCGGAUUCUAAUAUCUAUCAAUGCAGUACAUAUGUUAAAACCAAAAGCUAUCACAAAAAGCUGUUUGGGAAGACAACCAUAGUAGUGGUAAAAGGUAAACCCAGUGGGAUUGUUGAACAGGCACCGCUGUAUGUGAAUCCUCAGCAAGGCCAAUCUGUCAGCAUUACCUGUGCAUUGAAAGCCUCACGUGAAGAUGAAAGGAUCUACUACUUGCUCAAAACUCACAUGCAGCCUGAACCAGUGCUGUAUGUUUCGAGUCAGAAUACUUCCACUGUUUUUCCUGCUUUUGCCAAUCGCUUGGAGUAUUCGAAGGAAGGGGAGAAAAUCGUGAUAACUCUACACAACCUAUGCAGAAAUGACAGCGACAUAUAUGUAUGUGCUGGAGUGGUGAAAAACUCUUCUUUCCUCUCAGUGAAUAGAAGUGGCACCAUGAUGCUGAUUAAAGAAGGAGAGCAGGCAGACUGCGAGAAAUGUUCCUGGCUCAUCUAUGUUCUUAUCACCAUGGUCACUCUCCUGUUUUCCGUGCUGAUGUGCUGCACCUUGUACCGUGUUGAUGUGAAGAAGUAUUUCCAGAACAACCCCCCAAAUACAGUGUACGAAGACAUGUCUUACAGUGUUAGACAACACACCUCGCGGACAACCAACGCUUACUCCAUUGACAAUUAAGCUUCUGCCAGCUGGGACCAUGCAUGGAUCAACCAUUCCUUUACAGGUCUCCCUCAGAGCUGCCUUAGCAACCUGAUGUGGUAGCUGAACUGAAAAAAUGCUGUCACUUACCUUCUUCAGAGGAAAGAAAAACCUGCCUCAUUUCCAAAGCUUUUUCUGGUUUUUGAUCACUUGUAAUUUCGGUUUUUUUUUUGGUUAAUGUAUAUAAAAUGUACAGAAAUGCAGGUACCCUGCACAUGUGUUUGCAGUUUAGGAUGGAAUGCAGUGUUUUUUGGACUAUACUUUCUGGCUGGAGGCAACAUAUGGACUCAUUUCUUUGACUGAUCAAUAACCUUUUCAGGGAAGGUGGGAUAGAUGAUGGAGAGGCCUGGCUCUGAGCUUUGUAACUGCUCAGAAAGACUGUAAGAUGCAAUGGAUCCACAUAUGCGCGGAUUGUAGUUCUCUUGUGAAUCCUCAUGGGUCUGCCGGAGAGCUCAGGUAGUGAAAACUACUCAAGAGUUACAGCAGAGAAAUCUGUUCUCAAGAGACCUCAGACACGUUGUGGCAGAGCGUGGUACGAGUGAGGUGCUGCCUGUGUGGGAGAUGCUUACGCAGAGAACAU
Pezoporus flaviventris is the source of this 1905-nucleotide messenger RNA. It is a transcript of the gene CD7, whose product is annotated as CD7 molecule. Gene Ontology annotation, molecular function: signaling receptor activity. The transcript is spliced from 5 exons. Lineage: Eukaryota; Metazoa; Chordata; Aves; Psittaciformes; Psittacidae. The record is from RefSeq and is a predicted model, not a curated record. Gene Ontology annotation, biological process: adaptive immune response. The coding region runs from base 324 to 1304 and encodes 326 amino acids. Gene Ontology annotation, cellular component: membrane.